GGCAUUUCAUCUACAGCCGUCCCUGAAGUACUCCAUAAUCCAGCGUAAGAUUCCGAAUGGUUUGCAAACGGUUGCUAAUGGGUAAUUUGCAGGAUGUCUGCCCAGCCGAUCACGUUUCCAUAUCCCAUCGACAAGUCUUGCACUGUCAAUGUUGACUUCAAGGGCAAUGAAUAUCUUCUACGCUGGGACGGUGACUGGAAGAAGCUACCAGAUUUGACACGGUUUCCACGUGUGGACGACGCUUCUGUUUCUCUAAUACCGCAUAGCUCAAAUGUUCAUAAGUUAUGGACAACGUCUCGACUCUUGAAAUAUGGAGCGGAUUCCCAUAUAAGGGCUUUGGAUUCUUGCACAGACGGAUUCCCAAUCUGCAAAGUCGCGAUUAAUGAUCGUCAAAGACGCUUACUUCGGGAGGAGUUCGCAAUUAUCCGGCAUUUAUCGUCAAACGAAGUUCCUGUUGUUCGUACACAUCGAGAGCCAUUAGUCGAUGAACAAGGCAUCUUUGGAUUCAGAAUGGAGAGACUCGUCGACAUUGAUUUGGGCAAUGCAGCGGAGUAUAUACACGAGAUUGAAAAGGCAAUCGAAGAAGUGCAUCGAGGUGGUGUUGUGCACCAUGACAUCUCUCCAAGCAAUCUAAUGCUGAAUCAGGAAGGGUUCAUUACUGUCAUCGACUUCGGUCGGGCUGGAUACAUUGGGCAGGAGGUACCUGAAGUCUUUAGAGCAAAGGAGAAUGAGAUUUUCUCAGUUGAUUCUGACAACAAUGCUUUGGAAAGAACCAUCGGCAGUGUUCCGAGUAGUCCAGUCCGUCCGUAAUUAUAACAGUGGCAUAUCGUCCUUCACUAGCUUGUGUUGCAUCUGAGAAGGCCUGAAGGAAGUAGAUCAACUUCUUAAGAUCCUCCCAUUCGCUUGGUGAUAACGUAUCGUCUUGCAAUAAGUCCCUAUUCUUAAAGCAAUAGAUCUAGAUGGCCUCGAUCGAUUUCAAAGCUCUAGCUAGCAUCCGGAACCACGAAUUCCACCGUGUUACAUUAUCCCGGAUUAGUCCAAGCCCGUUAGAUUCAGCAAGGAC
Molecule: messenger RNA, 1063 nt
Organism: Pseudogymnoascus destructans
Lineage: Eukaryota; Fungi; Ascomycota; Leotiomycetes; Thelebolales; Thelebolaceae
Exons: 2
Coding region: 94-810 (238 amino acids)
Biological process (GO): protein phosphorylation
Molecular function (GO): protein kinase activity; ATP binding
Source: RefSeq, a predicted model, not a curated record